AUGAUCCGCCUUUUGCCACAUAAGAACAAGGAUGUCCCGAUAGAAUGCAAGCUUUUCAACUACGCUCUAUCACAGAAAGAUGGCAGAGGGCACCUUUACGAGGCACUUUCCUAUGUAUGGGAGACUGAUAUUAAAUCUCACUCAAUCAUAUUAGAUGGCUGUACUUUCCCUGUUACAAGCAACCUUCAUGCAGCGCUCAUUAACCUUCGAGACGAUCAAAUUGAUAGAGUGCUGUGGGUUGAUGCGAUAAGUAUCAACCAACUUGAUCAGGACGAGAAAAGCAAGCAGAUUCCACUUAUGCGAACAAUCUAUGCACAAGCUAUGCAUGUCAUUGUCUGGCUUGGAGAGGCUAUGGAAGACGGUGAUAAAGCGCUUGAAGGAAUUCGUUGCCUUGGAGCAGAACAGGAUAUACCAGAAAAAACCCGUGAUGCAUGUUUGCAAUUGCUGCAGCGAAAUUGGUUUUGUCGUAUCUGGGUGCUUCAGGAAGUUGGUGUUGCACAAUGUAUCUAUAUUUUAUGUGGCUCUGUUCAGAUAAACGGGCACGUUUUUUGUGAAGGCCUCAGAAGAUUGGGGCUUUCUUCAAGUUUACCAGCAGUGGUUGGCCCAGUUACUUAUCUCAUAAAGGGCGCACCUUUUCGGCUACAUUAUGAACUUGAUUCACAUGAAAGCCUUUCUAUUGGGGAACUCAUUGGCAUGUACUGCAACCACAAUGCUACUAGGCAGCAUGACUCCCGUUACAAUGACAAAGUAUAUGCAUUGCUAGGCCUAAGUGCUGACUCUAAUGCAAAAGCUUUAAGACCAAACUAUAGACUCCCAUGGGAUGAGGUCUUCAAGCAGGUUACCAAUCACAUUUUCCCAGAAUGUUCUGUAAAGACAUGGUUUGAAACAGAAGCAGCUGUUAUCAAAGGGAAAGGAUGGAUUCUAGGUCACAUUAUCUCAUUUGAAAAGAAUACUUCUGGAUAUGGCCAGCAAAACAUCAAAAUCCUCUUUAACGAUACUGCCUGGUCACUGGGUUAUCAAGAUCAAUGGGAAGCUGAAUGGAUACUCCAAGCUUGUGGAAAGUCAAUUCAAGAGGGUGAUAUCAUCUGUCUUUUGCAAGGGGCUUCAAAGCCAAGCAUUAUCAGGUUGUGCAAAGACCAUUUCACGAUAAUCAUACCUUCCAUAAAACCCCAACAGAGACAGAGAGGAGCUUUGAAUGAGAUGUCUCAGGAAAGAAAUUUUAUGGAUGGUUACUGUGACUUUGUCCUGACAUGGGAAAUACUCUUGGCUAACAGAGAAAACAAGAGUGGGCCAGAAGUCCCAUUAAAGCUUAUUGAUAUGGCACCAAAAUGGCGAGAAGACCCUUCGGAAGUUCAGAAGAGACUGAAUCAUAUAACUUGGGUCAUGGUGGAUAUCGCCAUGGGAACAAUGGAGGUUGAAGUUUCAAAAAGCAAAGCAUUGGAACACCUACUAUAUCAGAGUGGAAUGAAAGGCCCAAUGAUUAAUAAACUGGUCAAGGCCAUUGCAGAUUAUUCUGGAUAUGCUGCAAAAGAAUCUGAACGGGCUCUCCUGCAGCAUCAAGAAAAACGCCUACCAAUCUCCAAAGUGAUGAUGGAAGCAGCAGGGAAUGAUGGGCCUCUUGGAUAUGUUAUCAUAGCAUUCCUCUUUCAAUAUCGAGGGGAGAGUCUCCCAGUGUCUGAGGAAGUGGUCAAGGCAGCAGCAGAGAAUAGACCUUAUGGACGUGACAUCAUGAAAGUCCUCUUUGAACACCGAGGGGAGAGUCUCCCAGUCUCUGAAGAAGUGGUCAAGACAGCAGCAGCAAAUGAUGAUGAUGGACAUGACAUCAUGAAACUCCUCUUUGAACACCGAGGAAAGAGUCUCCCAGUGUCUGAAGAAGUGGUCAAGGCAGCAGCAGAGAAUAGGAGUUAUGGAUCUGCCAUCGUGUCACGCCUCUUUAUGUACCAAGCGAAGAGCCUACCAAACUGAGUUACCCUCUCUAUUUCUUUUAGCUUUGUGGAAGUAGGGCCUUGGUUGACAGAAUUAUGUAGCAUUCACAAUUACCAUAUAGAAGUGCAUAAAUAAUAUGACGGCUCAACGGCUCAACCCCAGACAAACAGCGCCAACAUGUCAAACAACGCCAUACAAGCAAAUAUAGGCAAACAAGGGCUUAAGCCGCACAACACAAAUGUCUAUAAAGACC
Aspergillus ruber CBS 135680 is the source of this 2179-nucleotide messenger RNA. Its product is annotated as HET domain-containing protein. The coding region runs from base 1 to 1965 and encodes 654 amino acids. The record is from RefSeq and is a predicted model, not a curated record. Lineage: Eukaryota; Fungi; Ascomycota; Eurotiomycetes; Eurotiales; Aspergillaceae. The transcript has 3 exons.